AUGGGGCAAAGGCAGCCUCACUUCUCAGUGACUGGACUGUGUGGGUACUCUGUGCCAGACAUGCGUAGCCUCAGGCUCAUCAUGAUACCAGUUGGCCUUCUUUGCUACUUCCCGCUACACCCUGUGGAUGCCAUUCCAUACAGAAAGCAGACAAAUGCCUCAGCACCUCUUGUCUCAGCCUCGGGAUCCCAACCACCCUCCUCAUACCCCUUUUCCUGCGAAGCCCUGCUCCCGAAGUCCCUACCUGGCUUCACCCACAUGGCCCUUCUGCCCAAGUUCCUGGUAGGGUUGGCUCUAAGGAAUGCCCUGGAGGAAGCUGGCUGUCAGGCUGACUUCCGGGCCCUGGAGCUUCAGCUUUACCGCUGGGGUGGUCUGAACGCUACACGGGCUCUCAUCCGCCACCUUCAAGGGCUCCAGAAAGGCAGAAGCACAGACAGCAGCAAGUCAGUAGAAGCCCUGGCCUCCGCUCUGCAUCUGUUAGCCAGGGAGCACUCGAAGAGGAUCCGGCGCUCCCCUACCAACAAGGACUGUGAGAACACGCGGGAGGAGAGCAUAUACAAUGUCAUCCGGGUGUUGCCAGGAGUGGGAACCUAUUACAAUCUGGGCACGGCUUUGUAUUAUGCGAUUCAGAAUUGCUCAGACAAGGCCAAGGAACGAGGUAAAGACGGUGCCAUAGAUCUGGGUUAUGACCUUCUGCUAGCCAUGGCAGGAAUGUCAGGGGGGCCCAUAGGUGUAGCGGUCAGUGCUUCACUUAAACCAGCAUUGAAGGCUGGGGUAGAGCACUUGAUCCGGUAUUACUAUGAAGAGAAAGCGGCAAGCACGCUUCAGCCAGCGACCAGCAGGGCUGGCUUGUGGACCACCUCCUACGUGAGUGACUCGGAAGAAACAAUGACCACAGUUCCUCUCACAUCCCAAGAAGCAAGUCCAGCUCCCUACUGGAAGUGGUCCUCAUUCAACAUCUAUGGACAUGUUGCGGUGUGAAGGUGGUAACCAAAGAACGAAUAAAUCAGACAUUCUGACAUGCUGUACAGGAUUGGUGUGUUCUCAAAAUAUAAAUUUCUUGGGGGUGGG
Heterocephalus glaber (naked mole-rat) is the source of this 1071-nucleotide messenger RNA. RefSeq names its product apolipoprotein F (gene Apof). NCBI's taxonomy places the organism in Eukaryota, Metazoa, Chordata, Mammalia, Rodentia, Bathyergidae. Gene Ontology annotation, biological process: cholesterol metabolic process. The record is from RefSeq and is a predicted model, not a curated record.